This is a messenger RNA of Neltuma alba, 502 nucleotides long. Its product is annotated as cold-responsive protein kinase 1-like. The transcript is spliced from 2 exons. The coding region runs from base 20 to 316 and encodes 98 amino acids. The record is from RefSeq and is a predicted model, not a curated record. Lineage: Eukaryota; Viridiplantae; Streptophyta; Magnoliopsida; Fabales; Fabaceae.
UAUUGUACUCCUUGAAAUCAUGACUGGCCAGAAAAGCAAAGCAUUCAAGGAUCAUGGUGAUGCUGAAGAUGAAUUCCUCCUACCAAAAGUUUGGAAACUAUAUGAGAGAGGCAUGCACUUAGAGUUGGUAGAUCAGGCCUUGGACCUUACUGACUCGGAAGCAGAAAAAGUGAAGAAAGUCAUAGAGAUUGGUUUGCUUUGCACCCAAGCUUUUGCUGAUUUAAGGCCAACAAUGUCUGAAGUGAUUGAUUUGCUCCAAAACAAUGGCUUAUCGCAUAUGAGACCCUCUAUGCCCGUCUUAAUUAUAACUAGUUAGGGGUCAAUGGAAGACACCUUUUUACCUUUACUAUUUCCUGCCCAUCAUCAAAUGUUAUUGUGCUCACUUGUAUAGUACCAGAAAGAUUGUUGGAAUGUAUCUAAAAUAAAGAGAUGUAUUUUUAAAUUUACAAAUUAAUAAAUUUAUAUGAAAAAUUGUGUAGGGAAUUAGAAUGCUAAAAGUCAC